This is a messenger RNA of Miscanthus lutarioriparius, 594 nucleotides long. NCBI's taxonomy places the organism in Eukaryota, Viridiplantae, Streptophyta, Magnoliopsida, Poales, Poaceae. The record is from the annotation of a GenBank genome assembly.
AUGGGCCAGGCACUGCGCCGCGCCUCGGGGCGCGUGAGGCCCCCUCCUCCCGCUCACUCGCCCUCGCCCUCGCCCUCGCCGCCCGCGAGGCAACCCCAGCCUCCCCCGCCUCUUUCCCGGGCGUCGCCGGCGGCCGCUGGCGGCGCGACGAAUGACCGGCUCGACGCGCCCUCCGGUGACGAUGUCACGACACCAAUGAAAAACGUCCAUGGUGUACUUGAGGAACGUGAUCCAAGUUAUGACGAGAUGCUCAAGCACAUGGUUGGGAGAAUCACUACUAAGCCUGGAGGAAAACCAGAAAUGGGUGAAGCUUCCGUUGUACAGCGGUACAACAGACCGCUCCCACAGGUCAGAACAUCAAAGGCUGAACCUGGGCAAAGUGGGGGCAGGCAGCUACCAUCAGGUGCCCUAAAUGUCCAGCACAUCCAGGAGAUAAUCCAACUGUACCAAGGAAAGUCUGCUAACCACCAGGGUCCGAUGAGUGUGGAUGACAUCGCCUCGAGGUUCAGAGUCGAAGCCUCUGUCGUCCAAAACAUUGUGCAGUUCGUUUCGCUGCCCCAGGACGAGACCGUCAAGAAGAAAGAUGAGCACUGA